AGAAACUUCUUUCUUUUAUUUUUCUUCUUAAAUACAUUUAUUUAUUUUAUUUAUUAUUAUUUUUCCAUUAAAAGAAAGGGGCCAAUUUUGAAUUGUUCCUCAUUGGGGGUUUUUCUCGAACACCUUCUCCGGAAACCCCAAAGAAGUUCCUGCAAUAUGGGAUUGGAGGUAUCUGGAUUCGGGUUUAGCAUUUUUAUUUGCAUUUACAUUUUGUAGAAUCAGAUUCCAUAGUCCUAGUUAGAGUGGCGCGUAUCACUGCCUAAAUUUGAUUCCUUUGUUUGUGCCCACAAAACUAUUGAGUGGUCAAAAUCUAUAGUGUGCUUAAAAAACUUAACUUUGAUGAGUAUUUUUGUUAGUGUGAAUGGAGGUUGAGUUCUUUCACUGAAGAAGGAACGAGUUAGUUCAGUUUUUUGUUCCUUUUUCAUUUGGGGUGGCUUGGUUUUUUAUCAUGGCCAUGGGAGGAAGAAGAAUCUCUGAGGAAUUGAGCCCCAGGUAUUAUGCUCUUUGUGCUGUUGGCGGAAUGCUCAGUGCUGGCACUACCCAUAUUGCUCUAACUCCUCUUGAUGUCUUGAAGGUCAACAUGCAGGUGUACCCUGUGAAGUAUUACAGCAUUUCCAAGUGCUUUUCUUCCUUACUGAGGGAACAAGGGCCUUCUGCCCUUUGGAGGGGAUGGACUGGCAAGUUCUUUGGCUACGGCGCACAGGGUGGCUGUAGGUUUGGUCUCUAUGAAUAUUUUAAGGGGGUUUAUUCCAAUGUGUUCGUAGACCAGAACAGGAACUUUGUUUACUUUCUCAGUAGUGCGUCUGCUGAAAUGUUUGCCAAUCUAGCAUUGUGUCCAUUUGAAGCUGUAAAAGUGAGGGUUCAAGCGCAACCAUGCUUUGCUAAGGGCUUGCACGAUGGCUUUCCGAAGUUAUAUGCAGCAGAAGGCACACGAGGAUUCUACCGUGGACUUUUUCCACUUUUGGGUCGAAACCUUCCAUUUUCCAUGGUUAUGUUUGCAACAUUUGAGCAUUCCGUUGAUUUUUUGUAUCGUAAUGUUGCUAAAAGAAGAAAGGAAGAUUGUUCUAUAGCUCAACAGCUUGGUGUGACAUGUAUAGCUGGAUAUGCAGCCGGAUCUGUUGGUAGUUUCAUUUCCAAUCCUGCUGACAAUAUUGUAUCCUCUCUCUAUAACAGAAAGGCCGAUAGUUUCAUGCUGGCUAUCAGAAAAAUUGGGUUUGCCAAUCUAUUUACCAGGAGCCUUCCUAUUCGACUUUUGCUUGUUGGUCCCUCGAUAACUUUGCAAUGGUUUUUCUAUGACACCAUCAAAGUUUUAGGCGGACUGUAAGCCGACUAGUGGCGAAGUUGCAACCGACUUGAGAGAUGAUGCAAGCUAGAAUGGAAUUCCGCAGUCUGCAGUCUGCAGUCUAAUUUUUGCAUCGAUUGCAAGACGAUUUUAUAGUAUACACCGGAAUAAUUUUUUUGUGGCAGCUUUUUUGUUUUCUGCCACCAUUUAUCAACCUUGAAUUCUGUCAUGAUAGGGUUUCAGAUAAGCUUUUGAAGUUUGGUUUUGAAGAAAAGAGCCAAUUUCUGUUAUUACUUCUUGUAGUAGCCAUGGAUUUAGCCAAAGAACUUGAACAUUUACCAGCAAUGUCUUUGCUAUCAGUUUACCAUUUAUGGUGCCAUUGCCUCCCUCAAUUUUAUCUGAUAUUAAGU
This is a messenger RNA of Arachis duranensis, 1692 nucleotides long. Its product is annotated as mitochondrial phosphate carrier protein 1, mitochondrial. Gene Ontology annotation, molecular function: phosphate transmembrane transporter activity. Gene Ontology annotation, cellular component: mitochondrial inner membrane. NCBI's taxonomy places the organism in Eukaryota, Viridiplantae, Streptophyta, Magnoliopsida, Fabales, Fabaceae. The coding region runs from base 449 to 1324 and encodes 291 amino acids. Gene Ontology annotation, biological process: mitochondrial phosphate ion transmembrane transport. The record is from RefSeq and is a predicted model, not a curated record. The transcript has 6 exons.